AAUAGAUUUUUAAAUUAAAAGAUUGAAUAUUGUUUGAAUUAUGAAUUGCUUGAGGAACACUUUUUUCCAACUUAUUAUGUACUUAUUUUAUUCUGCAAAUGGUGCUAUUCAUAGUAUAAAAUUGCAGGAUGAAAGUCGUACUCAUUUCCCACUGAGCACAUUUGGAUUUUAUGAAGGAGGAAGAAUGAUUAUUGACAUAAAGAAGUUUGCGAUUUCUGAGUUAGAUCUACAAAACAAUAAACUUGGCUUAUCUCUUCAAAGAACAACAAAUGAUGGUGUUUCUUCAUAUAUGGAUAAAAUUUCAAAAACGUGUAUACUGGAAAAGAAAGAAUCGGAUAUAGACAUGAAAUUUGUUCUUUUUGUUUUUGACUUGGUUCAUGAUAGAAUCAUUAUUAAAAAACCUGGAAAAGAUUUUAACUUCAAUUUAAUUCAAAUUACAAAUGGUACAAAUAAAAAAGAUUCAUGGAGCUUUAAUCAGUUCAGCUUACCUUAUACUGCUAUUACAUCAACAAGAAAGUCAAGUAAAUGUGAAAACUCUACAAGCGCUGAAAAUAUUUUGUUUAAACGUACUCGAGAUAAAAAUAAAUUUUCAUUUUCUGGGCAGUUUACCGUUAAAAUUAACUGUUCAGAACAAGCUGGUUUAUAUAAUUUAUACUUUCAUAAUUGUCUUACAACUUCUAGCAAACCAUUUGCAGUUGACAUGGAGGUUCACAUGAUUGAAUAUAAUGUUGGAACAUUUCUUGCAGCAGGAGAGAUUCCCUUGCCUAUAAUGUUUGGUUUUAUGAGUUUUUUGUUUUUUGUAGCAGCAAUAAUAUGGAGCAUUUAUUUAAGAACAUUUAGAAAAUGGACUUUUAAAAUCCAUUGGUUAAUGGCAAUCGUUGUAUAUCUUAAAGGAGUUGCUGUGGCUUUUCAUGCUAUAAAUUUCUUCAAAACUGGAAAAGAAGGAUUUCAUGUUCAAACUUGGGCUAUACUAUACUAUAUUAUUCAUUUGUUGAAAGGAGCUUUAAUGUUUACCACAAUUGUUUUGAUUGGCACUGGAUACUUUUUUAUAAAACAUGUUCUUUCAAGUAAAGAAAAGAAGCUUUUUGUUAUAAUUAUACCGCUGCAGGUAAUUACAAAUGUUGCUCAGAUUAUUAUUGAUUCUUCUGAAGAAGGAAAUGCAUCAUAUCAAAACUGGUCAAGAAUUACAAUCUUUGUUGAUCUGGUUUGUUGUGGAGCUAUAUUACUUCCAGUUGUGUGGUCUAUAAGACAUCUGACAGAGGCAGCUAAAACUGAUGGCAAAGCUGCAAUCAGUCUUCAAAAGUUAAAGCUGUUUCGACAUUUUUAUGUUAUGAUUGUUUGCUAUAUUUAUUUCACGCGUAUUAUUGUUUAUUUGAUAAAGAUAACAGUUCCUUAUCAGUAUACAUGGUUAGAUGAGUUCUUCACAGAAAUGGGAACUUUCCUUUUUUAUGUUAUGACUGGUUACAAGUUUCGACCAGCCAACAAUAAUCCUUAUUUAAACGUUCCUCAAGAUGAACCUGACUACACGGAAAUGAAUGAAAUUUCGCCGCAUUCCGCAUUCAGUGAAAAUUUAAUGAGAGUCAAUAAAGGCAGCAACUCCACUGUUUAGAAAUUAAUAAAAUUAUUCUGUUCAAGAA
Molecule: messenger RNA, 1637 nt
Organism: Hydra vulgaris (swiftwater hydra)
Lineage: Eukaryota; Metazoa; Cnidaria; Hydrozoa; Anthoathecata; Hydridae
Product: protein GPR107
Biological process (GO): transport
Cellular component (GO): Golgi apparatus; membrane
Source: RefSeq, a predicted model, not a curated record